This is a messenger RNA of Marchantia polymorpha subsp. ruderalis, 3496 nucleotides long. NCBI's taxonomy places the organism in Eukaryota, Viridiplantae, Streptophyta, Marchantiopsida, Marchantiales, Marchantiaceae. The record is from the annotation of a GenBank genome assembly.
AAUUCCCUGAACUCGCAACUCUCGUAUGUACACAACGGACUAGCGAGCUUGCGAGAGACAUGUGUAUUGAGUUGCACAGGACUGUCUAGCGCACUGACAGCAGAGUUUUGGGUUUACAUGGACUUUUAACAAGAGGGAAUACUUUAGCUGGUUGGACACAGAAUGAAGAAAGAUGUCGGAUUGAGCUCGUGUGCAGCACACUGAUUUUGCUGCUAGAGGUUUCUGAAAGUCACUAGACUCAGGCAGGGGAGGAGACGCAGAUGUUUGGUGAUAGGGGAAAGCACGAACACCGAAGUCUACACUCUGAUUGAGAUCCAGAUCCAUUGAACUCCAUAAUAGCACGCAAGAAUUUCAAGGAUUUUUUACCCACGGACAUUUCAGGAGAACCAUGUCGCAAUCAAGUGCUGUCUGUCCGAGGGGAGCACAGGGCAGCGUAACAGAUCUUGUUUGACAGAGUGAAGUAUCUGUCCAACAAGAGACUUCACAUACACUGAGAUUAUUAUAUUCCGGAGCUAGAGAACGAUGAAGGGACUGUGAGCCUGAUAGUUUCUGGAGGAAGAUUGGACGCCCACAGAUCCGCAGAUCCGCAGGUGCAGCUUGCAAGUUAUCGUUUCCACUUGCUCUUAUAAGCUGUGAAAAUGCAAGGGAUCGAAAAUGGGCCUCGAAUAACAGAGCAGUAGAACUAGGAAGUUCCAAGAUGUAGAACAGAUGAUAAGGAUCAGUGUCCACUAUUCAACAUCCUUUCCUGGCUGGGGCAGCAGAGGCGUCAGAAAUGCGCUCCAGGUAGAACAUUCGAUGCUGGAUUGACAAACGUACAGGAGAUGCCUUUUCGCCGAAACCAAAACGUUGAUGUAGAUCGUCAAUGAAAUCGGAAGUGGACCUCAAGGGUAUAUAAUUUUUGCUAUACCUGCCUCUUGAAAGUUUUUGCCCCUAUGCAAAGAAGUCACCAUGGAGGCCAGGCAACGAGGCCAUUGGAUGUUCGACAGAUGGUCUUGUCUGGCAGCGGCAAUGAUUAUGGAGGCAUGCGGAGGGCUAGGCUAUACUUUUGCCGUUUACAGUCAGCACAUAAAAGAGACGUUGGAUUAUGAUCAAGAAGAUCUCGAUAAAUUGGGAGCUGCAAAAGAUUUUGGCUAUUGUCUAGGAAUAAUUGGUGGAAUUAUAUACAAUUUAAUUCCUCCGUGGAUGACGAUUGGAAUCGGGGCCACUUUGCAUUUUUUCGGCUAUUCCAUGCUGUGGAUGACGACAUCAGGGCAAAUCGAACCACCGGGUUGGAUGCUGUGUGGAUUUAUUGCCAUUGGUGUUGGAGGCGACAGCUGGAUAGAUGCAGCUGCCAUCAUGACCAGUUUGCAGAACUUUGACAAAUUUCGCGGCACAGCCAUGGGAGUGUUGAAAGCACAGGUUGGACUUUGUGGAGCGAUCUUUGUUACGCUGUAUAAGGCGUUUUUGAAACCCGAUGUCGAUGCAUAUAUUUUGUUGGUGGCCACUGCACCAGCGGUAACAAGCGUUCUCCUGGCUGUCUUUAUUUGGCCACAUCCCUGUGACGACGAGGUAGAUGCAAAGGACAAAAGCAUCAAUAAACGCUUUCAUCUAACUUACGCUGCUACAAUUACCCUGGGGUUAUAUCUUCUCUGUUCAGUUCUAUUACAAGCACACCACGAUGUUGACAGGUCAUUGCUGGUUUUCUUUGCUGUGACAAUGCUUAUCAAUCUUUUCGUCAUCUCGGGAAUCCUGGUGGUUUUCAGACCUCUGUGUAGGUUGAACGAUUGGUGGACCGGAGGUAGAUCCCAAUAUAUUCUCCCAGAGGAGAUGGUCGCCCUUCCUAAGUUCAAAAGGAAGACUUCCGAGUUGGACACGCUGGACAGUAAUGGGGAUGAUGAUCACCAACCUCUCAGACAAAGAGAACAAAACAGUGAAGACAAAUUUGAGGACUCCAGUGACAACAAGGUCUAUGUCACAUCCAAUGCCCUUGUGCAUAAGAAAGGCUACGAUGCCCUGGCCGAACAAGACAUCAAUACUUCGAAGGACGUGAACUGUGUCCAAGCCCUCGAACAAGAUGAGGACCUGUCAGGAGAGAUAGAAAGAUACACCUUGUGGGACACAGUCCAACAACUCAACUUUUGGUUGCUUUCCUUCGUCACAAUGUUUGGAGCCGGAAGUGGUCUCGCUGUCAUCAACAACUUCGCCCAGAUUAGCAAGGCUCUGGGCUCAGACAGCGUCGAGUUAUUUGUAGGGCUGAUUAGCAUCGCCAGCUGCUUCGGCCGUCUCAUUGCUGGGUACGGGUCCGAUGUGAUGCUAAGAAAGACGGGAUACCCAAGACCUCUUUGUCUGUCAAUAGCACACUCCAUCAUGACCGUGGGCUGUCUGACUCUCGCUGCGGGAACUGUUCCCAUGCUCUACAUCGGAGCAGCUCUGGUCGGCGGUUCGUAUGGAGCUUUCUGGUCUCUCACCCCGGCCAUCAUUUCGGAAGUUUUCGGCCUCCACAAUUUUGCAGCCCUGUACAAGCUGAUAGGGGCCUGCGGUCCGGUGGGAGCUUAUGUGCUGUCAGCCAAAGUGGUCGGAUAUUUGUACGAUGAAGAAGCAGAGUACUACCAAAGCCUCAACCCUGCCAAGACUCGGGGUCACCACGACGACGAACACGACGAUGAGGGCGGGUCCGGAGACGAGAAUAUAUGCCAGGGAAAGCGAUGCUUCGGCAUCUCCAUGUCCGUGUUAGCCUGCGUGUGCGUGGUAGGUGCAUGUUUGGGAGCCUGUCUGGCGAAACGAACCAUGAAGCUCUAUGCGCGAACGAAGAAGGUGACCACGCCCUCGGCGUGAUUGAUUCUUUGGGCCCCUCGCCUCAUUAGAGAUCACUUCCAGACGAGGGAUAGUGUACGAUAACUCGAUGAAUUGCCUGUGUACAUACGUAAGAUCGACGAGUCCGACAGAAGUCGAGAUGCCCCAAACACUCAGACGGAACUCUGCGAACUCUGGGAUACGAAAUCGGCGAAUCUCUUGAGGUACAAGGUGCUGUGUACCUUGACAAUGCGACAUAAUUUUCCAUGGGAAUUCCACCUGGACCAGUAGUUAAAAUCUGGGCCUUCACUUCUUCACUCCCGCGUAAUCCACUUGUCUGAUGGGUUCCUCGAUUUGAGCACACGUCGGCACGGACUAUCAAGAGCGCACGAGCAAUUUUGAAGACACUCAGCACGAAACAAUCUUGUCACUCUCAUCGUCAGAAUCCGACUCAGCAGUCUGACUGGCGCCGUGACAUCGUACCUGAGUUUCCCGUUGUUUCUCGGGGGUAGUAAUCAGGCAAGGCAAGUCAAACGUCGUCGCAAAUGUAAAAGAGAAUCCGAAGAAAAUGCGGAGGCGUGGGCUUCGUGUGAAAGAGAGGAAGAGAGAGAGAGAGAGAGAGAGAGAGGAUGUGAAUUGAGAAAAUGCAAAUUUCACGGUAAAUCUCUCGAAAUGUGUGACACUAGAGCUUCGAAUUCACCGCCUCAAGUUCCCGUUCUGAUCA